GCUCUAUAAGUCGUCAGUAGCCAGGAUAAAAUCCAACCACCGAUUUCAGCCUCAGCUGCAGCAGCAGCAGCAGCAGCAGCCGUUUUGGGAUUUCCGUCUUUCACUUACGGUUUUUUUUCAAAUCGAAGCUUCUUACGUGAGGAAACACAUCGAAACGAUCGUAACUUGGAAUUAGGUUUUCUGGAGGAAUGCAGCAACGGUCGAGCCGGUUUCUUGAGCGAUCUAGCACGAUGUCGAGGGAGAAACGGAGUUUGGAUCCCAAUGAUGCUGAAGAUCGGCAGCAGGAACCGAAGAAGCAAAAGGUUCCAGCGCUCGCAAGUGUAAUUGUGGAAGCUCUCAAGGUGGAUAGUCUGCAGAAGCUUUGCUCAUCACUAGAGCCUAUUCUCCGUAGAGUUGUUAGUGAAGAAGUAGAGCGUGCCUUAGCAAAAUUAGGUCCUGCCAGGCUUAGUGGAAGGUCUUCCCCAAAACGAAUAGAAGGUCCUGAUGGAAGAAACUUACAAUUGCAUUUCCAGUCAAGACUGUCUCUUCCCCUCUUUACUGGAGGCAAAGUAGAAGGGGAACAGGGUGCUUCCAUUCAUGUGGUUUUGGUUGAUACAAACACGGGCCAUGCCGUGACAUCAGGGCCAGAGUCAUCUGCGAAACUAGAUGUUGUUGUGCUUGAAGGUGACUUCAACAAUGAAGAUGAUGAUGAUUGGACCCAGGAAGAUUUUGAAAGUCACGUGGUGAAAGAGCGUGAAGGAAAGAGACCACUGCUGACUGGGGACUUGCAGGUAUCUUUGAAGGAAGGUGUGGGGACCCUUGGAGAUCUCGUGUUUACGGACAAUUCAAGCUGGAUUCGAAGCAGAAAAUUUAGGCUCGGUCUAAAAGUUGCUUCAGGCUUCUGUGAGGGGAUUCGUGUCCGUGAGGCGAAGACAGAUGCUUUCACCGUUAAAGAUCACAGAGGAGAAUUAUACAAGAAACACUAUCCACCAGCACUGAAUGAUGAUGUAUGGAGAUUGGAAAAGAUUGGCAAGGAUGGGUCUUUCCACAAAAGGUUGAAUAAGGCCGGAAUUUACACGGUUGAAGAUUUUCUUCGGCUCAUUGUCAGGGAUCCUCAAAGAUUGCGUGGUGUUCUUGGAAGUGGCAUGUCAAAUAAGAUGUGGGAGGUCCUUGUAGAGCACGCGAAGACUUGUGUCCUUGGUGGGAAGCUUUAUGUUUACUAUGCCGAUGACACGAGGAAUGUUGGUGUCGUUUUUAACAAUAUAUAUGAGUUGAGUGGUCUUAUCGCAAGUGACCAGUAUUAUUCAGCUGAGACUCUGUCCGACAGUCAGAAGGUGUUUGUGGACACAUUGGUGAAGAAGGCAUAUGAUAAUUGGAUGCAAGUUGUAGAAUAUGAUGGCAAGGCGCUUUUGAAUUUUAAGGAGAACAAAAGUUCGAGUGCUUCUCGAACUGAAGUUCCUACUGGCCCAGCACAUUAUUCUGCCUCAUUUGAUCAGCAAGUGUCUCUUCCACGCCUACCUGUCUCGGUUUCUCCCGAACCAGCUUCAUUUGAAUCAGGGCUGGCUGUUGCAGGAGUUAUGGGGUAUAAUGAGAACGCGGCAAGCAGAUAUGCAACUCAUUCUCAGCAUUCCAGUGCCGAAAUCCAGUUUGCAGACAAUUCAUUCCCUCACCAGAACCAGCUAAUCAGCUCCCAGCAAACCCAAAUCACACAGAGCGACAUGGUUGGGCUAGCGUUGGGCCCCCCGCAAUCAUCCAACUUGGGAUUCCAGUCUGAGGGGCCCUCUGUCCAGCCAUCGAAUUUAAAUUCGUUCGGCGACUGGCCCCGCCACCGUGACAGUAGGGGGGUUGAUGAGUUCUUUUCUGAGGAAGAUAUCCGCAUGAGGAGCCACGAGAUGCUUGAGAAUGAAGACAUGCAGCACCUGCUCCGCAUCUUUAGCAUGGGCGGCAAUUCUGUCAAUGUAUCCGAUGACAGUUAUCCAUACUCAUCAUACAUGCCACUGCCGUCACCAUCACCAUUACCAAGCUACAGCUUCGACGAGGAUGGCAGCCGGCCGUCAGGGAAAGGUGUCGUAGGUUGGCUCAAGAUCAAGGCACUCCUUAGAUGGGGUAUCUUCAUCAGGAAGCAAGCAGCUGAGAAGCGAGCUCAGCUCGUUGAGUUGGAUGAUUAGCAGGUGACAGAAGCUGAUGCUAUGGUAUCUGUCUCAAGCCUUCUUAUGGACCUGGCAUCACAGUCUCUCUGUAUCAUUGGUGGGUCCCAUCUCUACGCAAUUCAAACAAAGAAACAAAGUCUUGGAGCUUUCAACUCAAAUCAUGGGGGUCUGGUUUAUAUGGAAGCUUUUCAGUGGCUUCAGCUUCCUACUGUUGUUGGGUUUUCGUGAUUGAGUUGGAUUCUUCAGCUAAAAGCUAUAAGUCGCUGCAAGGGAUCUGCAUGUACAAUUCUCUCCUGUACAGUAAGGUUCUUAUUAACCCUUGUGUUUUAUCAAUUCAGAUGAUACUUCUGUUUAGAUGGUUGUUUGCAUUUUAUGGACAAUAGGGGCUUGUUUUAUUAAAUGCCCAGCGCCCACAAUUUAAGUGAGCCAUCUUAAGGGAUGGUGCUGGGAAGACAAGGUUUUGGUA
Molecule: messenger RNA, 2595 nt
Organism: Magnolia sinica
Lineage: Eukaryota; Viridiplantae; Streptophyta; Magnoliopsida; Magnoliales; Magnoliaceae
Product: calmodulin-binding protein 60 D-like
Exons: 9
Coding region: 189-2147 (652 amino acids)
Biological process (GO): regulation of salicylic acid biosynthetic process
Cellular component (GO): nucleus
Molecular function (GO): DNA-binding transcription factor activity; sequence-specific DNA binding; calmodulin binding
Source: RefSeq, a predicted model, not a curated record